AGAGGAAAGGGGGCCGGAAAUGUUUUAGAACUCAGCCCAACUGAACCCUACGCACUUCCAACAUCCUUCUGCUUUGCCAAAUUCCACGUCGCUCAAUGAGCUCUUGCCGUUAACCAUCCACACCCAUUUUCCCAACCCCCGCCGGACUGACUGCUCCGCCUCCGACUGUCUCCACAGCUCUUCACGUUUUGGCCCCGCCCCCACGCCGCUCUAACUCGCCGAGCACGUGACAGCGCGGAGAGGCCUAUCAGCGCCUUUUGCUACUUUAUGAACUGACUGGGAAGGCUGGUGCGGAUGGCUGUGAAUCAACUGCCUUGGCAGAGAAGGAGACAGAAAGGAAUUGAGCAGAAACAGAUCCUUCUUGAGGUCUGAAACCUGAGGCCCAAAAGCCGGUGAGGAGGGGAGAUGACUUUCCCAAGCUAACCAGCUUUACCUAUUACUGAGGAAGGAGGGCAAGGGAAAUCCUGGACUGUGGCAGGUACAAAUCCUGGCAAAGGGGAUUCAACUGUAGGAUCAGGACAGCAAUUUUAAAUGGCCCAAGUAGGGAAGGAAAACCUGCAAGAAGUCUUGUCCCUUCCAGGGAUUUCUGCAGAACCGGGACAGAAGAAGAGCACUUUGCUUGCUGCAUGUCCCUUGAGCAGCAGCAAGAUCCCGGUGCUGUCCAAAAGAGUCCCACCAGAGGUGAAGCAGUCUCAGCAGCAGCAACAGGAUCGGCUUCAAUGGGCAUGUCCAUCCAAUGUGAGGAGCACAGGGAUCAAGACUCACAAAAUGCUUCACACUGGUUUAGUACCUGGUGCGGCUGUCUUGGAACCUGCACCUGGGUUAUUGCCCAAGAGCCUUUCCAGAGAACCUCUUGGGGAGAUGCAGCUGAGCACCUCUGGUCAAAGGAAUGAAGGUGGUGUGCCUAAUGGCAAAGUUUUUUUUCUUGUAGAAGCGAACACAGUUGAGUUUGUGCCAGAUGUGGCAGCUCUUGCCAGCAUAAUGUCCAACACAGGGCUGACUAAGCACAUGGUGAGUGCAAGCCACAAGCCCAGCUUGGCCCGGCGAAUCCCUUUGAGAGGGAAUAGAGAAUGCUCAGCCAGUAUUGGGGCUGGCCGGGGCUGCUUAUACACAGGAACUUCCACAGUGAAUCUUGUUCGCAUGUCCCACAUCUCUAAAUCAACUUCAAAAGAUACGAAUCAGCCGUGGACCUGCAGCCUGGCUUUGAACACUCGGCAGUGUAAGACUUUGUCAACUACACUGGAGAACCUUGGGGCAAGGGUGGAGGUGGCAAAGCCAACCCAACCCAUGGAGAAGCUGGGAGUGGGCAAGUGCAAAGAUUCCACAGCCAGGCUCAAGGCAAAAUCUCCGAGCUUCAUUGCUGAAGCUGGUGAUACAACUCAAAGCAACUCAGCUGGGAGGAAGAACACCACAGGGACGCCAUGGAAAGAUGAAGAGUUUGUACCAGAUCCAGCUGCCAAAGCUAGCAUUCUGCAGAACAUAGGCCUGGGCCAUUCAUCCCUUGGGGCCAAUAGCAAACAGAGCCUGGCCCAGCAGGUGCCAUUGAAAGAUGCUUAUAAGCCAUCCAUCACUUGUGGCAGAACCAGGGGUGGAAAUGCCUGUUUGUCAGGGGCCCGUAUGAGUGCUCCCUCGUCAGAAAAGUUUGGCCGUAUAUCCUGUCGUUCCACACAGGGUCUUAAAGGUCUGGAGAAACUGGAGGCUUCUAAAGCGCAGCUAGCCAACACACCUGGCAGCAGAUGUUCUGCUGUUGACUGCUCGCCCUAUGGAUUAGCUAGGAGGGUUCCCAUUGUCCAUCCACAAUCCUUGCGUUGCAGUCCCUGGAUACGCAACUGUAUGCCUGUUUCUUCCUGGGCAAAGGUCAAGAAGUUUAAUUUGGUAGGUGAGAUCACCCCACAGACGGGCACUCUUGGCUCCAAACAGGAUGGCACUGCUGUGCCCUGGGAGAAGAUUGCUGUGCGCCUUUUUGAGGAUGAGAUGGCAGCAUCGGCAAAGAAAGUGGCAGCUUUUCCUGUUAUCACCCCAGAAAAGGGAAAGCUCCAGGUUUCCCAACAGAGCCUUCAGCGUAUUGAGCUCCUUACUCAACUCUUGCUGCAGGAGAUGAAUGGGGGUGUUGAUCAUGACAUUGCCCCCUCGCAGGAGGAACUACACAAACUGUUGUCAGCUCACUGUUCACCUGCUGUGGAGGCUCCCAAGCCUGGUCUCCUCACCACUCCUCUGCAAGAGGAUCCUAAAGCAAACCUCUGCAAGCAGGCACUGGUGUCUCUUGCUAUAGCACCUGAACAUAGCGCAUCACUCGCCACCACCUCUGUCCAGCAACCUGCCUGUCCCAGUCCUUCCAUGAAUUCUGUCCAGCUCCCAUCAUCCAAUGGAAGUAGUACAAUAGGUCAAGUCAAGCAGCGUCUGGAUGACCUCCUUAGUGCACCUCAUCGCUUCCAUGAAGCCUGCCUAAAUGAUGAGUGUGCCUUCUACACUGCCCGUGUUGCCUCUGCCGCCAAGCCCUCAACGCAGCGGUGUAAGGAGCCUGUGGCAAAAAUGCUGGAUGCUCAUGAUGCCAUGCACUUUAUACCUAUCUCUGCACCACUGCCCACGUCCACGGAAGCAGAAAGGUUUUCACCCUCAUGAAGGUCUGGACCAUGACACAUGCAUGUCUGACUGCGGAUACAGAGACAGUGUGCUGAAGUUCCUUAUCACCAAUGUAUGGUGGUUUAUCUUCUAAGCCUUAGAAGAUCUAUCUCCAGCUGCAACCGUUAGAUCCCACUCUCUGACCACCAACAAAUCUUGCUGGGACCCUGAAUCUCAAUGACUGGGAGGACCAGGAGCUGAAAUCUCCUGUCCCCUUUUUUCUUCUUCUUGAGAGUAUCUAGUGCAGCCUUUCCCAACCAGUGUGCCUCCAGAUGUUGUUGGACCACAACUCCCAUCUUUCCUGACCAUUGGAAAUGCUGGCUGAGGCUGAUGGGAGUUGUGGUCCAACAACAUCUGGAGGCACACUGGUUGGGAAAGGCUGAUCUAGUGCAUGAUAGGAAGAAGAGUCUGGUGGCUGUGAAAGGAAAAAGCUGGCUCUACAGGAGAGGAAACCCCAGCUCUCACUGAACUGCGAGGCAUUGCUACAAAAGACAAUACACUAAUGCUGCCUUAACUGUGUGCAAACAUACCUUUUUUUAAAAAAGAAAGAAAAUAUAAAUUAAAUAUGUUUUGUAA
Molecule: messenger RNA, 3198 nt
Organism: Rhineura floridana
Lineage: Eukaryota; Metazoa; Chordata; Lepidosauria; Squamata; Rhineuridae
Gene: TROAP
Product: trophinin associated protein
Exons: 18
Coding region: 532-2622 (696 amino acids)
Source: RefSeq, a predicted model, not a curated record